This is a messenger RNA of Suillus discolor, 849 nucleotides long. Its product is annotated as GTP-binding protein. Gene Ontology annotation, molecular function: GTP binding. Lineage: Eukaryota; Fungi; Basidiomycota; Agaricomycetes; Boletales; Suillaceae. The record is from RefSeq and is a predicted model, not a curated record. The coding region runs from base 1 to 849 and encodes 282 amino acids. The transcript is spliced from 5 exons.
AUGGCAACCAUCGACGCCCAGGACCUCAAACAAAGAAUUGGGCGCUUUCGAGUUCUGAUCAUGGGGAGAGCAAACGCAGGCAAAACGACUAUUCUUCAGAAGGUCUGCAACACCACAGAUCAACCAGAAAUUUACGAUACCAAAGGAAACAAGAUCGAUACUGCCAUUGUGGAAUCAUCAAUCAAGCGCGGGAAUCACGACAUCAUGAACGAGAUGGUGUUCAGGAGCAAUCCCAUUUUCGUGUUUCACGACUCAUGCGGUUUCGAAGCGGGGUCUGAAGAAGAAUUUGAGAGCAUGAAGAAAUUCAUCUCAGAACGCGCACAUGCGACGAAAUUAGAGGAGCGAAUCCAUGCCAUCUGGUAUUGUAUUCCAAUGGACGAUCCAUGUCGAACCUUCCAGCGCUCAGAAGAGAAGUUCUUCCUGGAGUGCGAUACUGGGCGCGUUCCUGUGGUCAUGAUAUUCACGAAGUUCGAAGCUUUGCGUCCAUUCGCUUGUGGAGAAAUCAAGAACAAAUUAAAAGGGGUAUCGGGUGAAGAACACUCAAAGAGGAUUGCCGAACACGUUGAGGAACUGUUCACUAAGACAGGUAUCUGGGAUCGGUUGCGCAACCCUGAGAACCGUGCCCGCCCCAAGUCCUAUGUACGCUUGCAGAGUAAGUGUUUCAGAUCAAUUUCUCCCAUGUCAAAGUUAACAUUAGCAACCGUCCUAGAUAUGAACAAACAGAAUACAAACUGUGACGCUCUACUGGAAAGCACCACUCUUGCAUUGGAUGAUGAAGAAUUGCAGUUGUGCUUGGUAUCGACGCAACAAUUGAACAUGGAGCUUUGUAUCAAGUGUGCUAUCACGUGA